Archocentrus centrarchus (flier cichlid) is the source of this 3640-nucleotide messenger RNA. RefSeq names its product homer scaffold protein 1 (gene homer1). NCBI's taxonomy places the organism in Eukaryota, Metazoa, Chordata, Actinopteri, Cichliformes, Cichlidae. The transcript is spliced from 10 exons. The coding region runs from base 1084 to 2211 and encodes 375 amino acids. The record is from RefSeq and is a predicted model, not a curated record. Gene Ontology annotation, biological process: G protein-coupled glutamate receptor signaling pathway. Gene Ontology annotation, molecular function: G protein-coupled glutamate receptor binding.
UGAGAGGCUAACAGAGGGUAGACGGGCUGCUGAUGAGAGAGGAAGAAGCCGCUGAAGGUGCAUCAGCACCCUAUUCUCCCACCGUCUGAGUCCCGCUUUUCGCGAAAUAGCUAAAAAAAAAAAAAUAAUAAUAAUAAGACGAUAAAUCCGCUCGUUUGUGAAUGAAGGAACAUUUCUGGUGAAGAUUAACGUCGGUGAAGCUGUAUUAUUUAUUUAUUUUUUUGGGAGGACGGGACGUGAUGAUAAAACCCGGAGUGUGCUCCACGGGGUUUUUGUGUUGUCUCCAAAAGCAGCGGAGAUGAUGGAGCCCCGUCUGGGAGGAAGAUGUCUGUCACCACAGAGCGUUAAAUGCCUCACUUUCGGCGUUAAAACUCUUUAAUAUCGCUCCGGUUUGAGGAUUUUAAUGGCACAGCGGACUUCAAUCAAAAGCCAGCGACUUAAAGUGGGAUUUAUGAAUGUUGAAACUGAGGGGUGAAUGUUAAUUUUUUUUAUCCCAUCGUCUGCCAUCUCGAUUCAGAUUAUAACACCAGCUAACGGAGCACCGAGACUAAAGGUUGUUUCAUCUGCUGGAAUACGCUAACAUUUUUCUCCCUUUCGAUAAUUUCACUUUAAGCGCAGCAUGACCACUAAGAGCCUAAUGUGGUUAUAAAUCACACUCUCCCUCUGCUGUCAGUUUUUUUUUUUUUUUGGUCUCGUGUUGAGCUCCAUAAUCCUGCAUUACUGUGGAGUUUGGUUGUGUUUUAGCUAACAGUGGCGGCUACUAGCGCCAGUGCAGCUGUGUGUGUGUAUAAUAUAUAUGCGUGUGUGUUGUCGGUCAACACGCGUGCACCGACACGUUUGCUCGGAUGAAACCACCACCUAGCCAAAAAUAUGAUGCACCCAGAGGGCACAGCAACACGCCGAGCCAUGUCGGACUGAGAGGAGCGAGAGCGGGGCUUCGCCGGCUGUGAGCUCGCACCGAGCGCCUUUCAAUUUAAGAGGGGGGAGCGGAUCAAAAAGCUGCAGCUAGCCUGUCCGAACCGCUCUCAGGAGACCACCGAGAGGAUCCUUUUCGACUCAACUUAGAGACAGCAUUCUGCUAAAAUGGGAGAGCAGCCCAUCUUCAGUACACGGGCCCACGUCUUCCAGAUUGACCCGAACACCAAGAAGAACUGGGUUCCCACGAGUAAACACGCUGUCACAGUCUCCUACUUCUUCGAUAGCACCAGGAAUGUUUAUCGAAUCAUCAGUCUGGAUGGGUCCAAGCAGGCCAUUAUCAAUAGCACCAUCACCCCCAACAUGACGUUCACCAAGACAUCGCAGAAGUUUGGCCAGUGGGCGGACAGCCGGGCCAACACUGUCUACGGCCUCGGCUUCUCAUCAGAGAGCCACUUGGUCAAGUUCGCAGAUAAGUUUGCAGAGUUCAAGGAGGCGGCGCGGUUAGCCAAGGAGAAGUCUCAGGAGAAGAUGGAGCUCACCAGCACGCCCUCUCAGGGUGGCACCAUAAAAAGGAAUGUGUUGUCAGUCAACAAACCCAUUAAAAAGAAGGAGUCAGCCCCAGGUGAUCUGCAGUCACCUUUGACCUCAGAGAGCAUCAAUGGUACAGACAACGACAGAGUCACGCCAGACACACCUCAGCACCCUGAACCCAGAGCAGAGCCUUCCCAGAAUGCACUGCCCUUCUCACACAGUUCAUCCAGCAUCAAUAAGCACUGGGAGGCGGAGCUUGCGGCGCUGAAGGGGAACAAUGCCAAACUGACAGCGGCUCUUCUCGAAUCUACAGCCAACGUCAAACAGUGGAAACAGCAGCUGGCGGCCUAUCAGGAAGAAGCUGAGAGGCUACACAAACGGGUGACGGAGCUGGAGUGCGUAAGCGGCCAAACAACGGGGAUUAAAUCUCAAAAGACUGAACUCAACCGAACAAUAGAAGAGCUGGAGUUGGCUUUGAAGGCCAAAGAGGAGGAGCUGGAGAGACUCAAAGCAGAGGUGGAGAGUGCCAAUGAGUUUAGGUUUCAAAGAGACUCCCUCACACAGAAGUUACAGGAGACGGAGUUGAGAAACCAGACACUGGAGGCCCAGCUGAGCGAUCUGGAGCAGCGUCUGGAGAGCAACCAGCUGGAGCAAGAAGCCUUUCGCAAGAGCCUGCGCUCCCUGCUGGAGCUGCUGGACAGCAAACUCUUUGAGCUGAACGAGCUGCGGGACGCCCUGGCCAAGCUGCUGGAAGGCAGCUAGAAAGAGAGAGAGACGAAGAACGUGCCAGCACCUUCACCAAACACGGCGGCCAACGCUCCACCAGCCACUCUAAGGAAGACGUCACCUGCAUUUUACUGCAUGUCGGCACUCGCAAGCUCACUGACAACUUGAAUUCUCUCUCUUUUUUUCCCCUCCCACAUGCGUGUAAAGGUUUACACAUGACUUCAUACAUUAACGGUACACACGCGUCGCUACGUCCACGCUCACAUCGUUUACAAACAGCCAAGCGAAGCCUUCCCCGCCGCUCCACUCUGGAAUAAUCCACAGAAGCUUUUGGUUUUUUUUGCAGUUUCUUUCCUCACUCACAGAAACUUUUCUAUAAGGACGACAUUCGCAGUGCAUUCAGAUGCAGCCACUCAGAGUCGGUGACUGUUCUCCUUUUUCUUUUUUGUUUUUCUCCUCUGACUUUUUCCAGGCACAAAUCUUUAUUAAAUCCCACGUCACCGUCAGCCAAAUAAACUCUGAGAUCCAUUCAGUUACAUGUUAUGUGGACUCGAGGCAAAGAGGACGUCAGUAUGUCGAAUAUUCUUCUAAAAUAUAUGAGCAAUACAAAAGGGCAGCACCAGAGGGUUUAAAAACAAACAAAAAAAAAACACUUUCCACUCACUUUCAGGUAAUUUUACUCCUCCUCUCGGAUACGUUUAGACAUCGAGGUGGGAUUUUACUCAAACGUCUUUCUUUCUAUACACUUUUUUUAAGGCUAUAAACAGAUUCAUAGUGCACUUGUGUGUGUGUGUGUGUGUGUGUGUGUGUGUGUGGGUGAAUCAGAUGUUUUGUUUUCCCUCUUUGUUUCUGUUGCAUCUUGAAGUGCAAUGACUGAAUCCUUUUUUUUUUGUUAAUUUAUUACAGAAAUUUGUGACGAUUAUUAUGAUUAUGAUGGAAGUUGUACAAAAUCAAAGUAUCUUUAUUUACAUCUCAUUUUCACUUAAUCUUUUUUAUCAUGUGGUACGUGUUUGUCAAGAUGUUUGCUUUUGGAGAAAAAAAUAUUUUUGAGCUGUUUAUCAAAGGAAAAAGGAAAACGCAGCAGGUGAUGGCGGGUAGGACUUUGCAGUUAAUCGUUUCCUCUUUUUUUGUUUCUUUUGCCAAAUAAUGUUUUCCUGUACAGAUUUGAAUUUUUGCUGAUGUUGCCUUUGGUACAAACAUGCAUCAAUGGUAGCUAACUAAGCGGUACUUUUUUUUUUUGGUGGGAUUUACUAUUGCCAAAAAUGAGAGGAAUACAAUUCAGUGUGUACACCUGAGGAACACUAUUUAAGGGCUUGUUGUUAGCGCGGGUACAUUUGGGACACUUGGAUGGAUUUUGUGCUAUAAAGGGGAAAAAAAAAAAAAAUUUGAAUAAGACUUUGAAAUGUUGAUUAAACCACAUGCUUACAGACACAAAUUGUAAUUUUGAGUUUAUAAUAAAAGAAAA